AUGUCCAGCCCGUUAAUACAACCGGAAAAAUUUCAACAUAUACUUCGUGUUUUGAACACAAAUAUCGAUGGUCGUCGUAAAGUUGGUUAUGCUUUAACAGCUAUCAAAGGUGUUGGCAGACGAUUUGCACAUGUCUGUGUACGUAAAGCAGACGUUGAUUUAAACAAACGUGCUGGCGAAUUAUCCGAUGAAGAAGUUGAGCGUAUAAUCACAAUUAUAUCAAAUCCAAGACAAUAUAAAAUUCCUGACUGGUUUCUAAAUCGUCAAAAGGAUGUUAAAGACGGAAAAUUCAGUCAAGUAACGUCAAACAAUGUUGAUACUAAAGUACGUGAAGAUUUAGAACGUUUGAAAAAAAUUCGUGCGCAUCGUGGUUUGAGACAUUACUGGAAUUUACGUGUACGUGGUCAACACACAAAAACAACAGGCAGACAUUUUUUUCAAAUGACGCAAUUUUUGCCACCGAAUUUAUUGGCGCUAUUUGCACCUCGUGAUCCUGUCACUUAUUUGCCACCGGUUGAUAAAUUACCGCAUGAGAAAAAGCGUCUGCCUUAUUCAGGCAUGAGUGAUUUUAUUAAUAAAUUUGAGUCAGCCGAUGAAACACCAGCACCAACUCGCAUCGAAACGAAAGAAGAACGAAUUGAAAGGAGGCGUCGUGAAAAAGCUGAGCAAGUUGCUUAUAAAUUAGAACAAGAUCUUGCACUUUGGGAUCCAAAUAGUAAUGAGCAAGCAACAAGUGAUCCAUACAAAACAUUGUUUAUUGCAAGAAUCAAUUACGAUACAUCUGAAGCAAAAUUAAAGCGAGAAUUUGAAGUUUAUGGGAAAAUUAAGAAUAUUCGUAUUGUACAUAAUAGUGAAAAUGAAAAACCACGUGGCUACGCUUUUAUUGAAUAUGAAAAAGAAAAUGAUAUGCAUACUGCUUACAAGAGAGCUGAUGGAAGAAAAAUUGAUGGACGACGUGUGGUUGUUGAUGUUGAGCGUGGAAGAACAGUGAAAGGAUGGCGACCAAGACGUUUAGGCGGAGGUUUAGGAUCAACAAGACGUGGUGGCCCAAGUGAUCGUUCCAAUCCAAACCGUUCUUCAACUCCUCAACAUAGAAACGUUCGCGAUCGUGAGCAUAGAAGCCGAAGUAGAAGUCGAGAUAAAAAACGUCGUUCAAGAUCUAGAGACCGUCAUCGUCGUUCAUCAAGUCGUGAGCAUAAAAGACGUCGAAGUCGUUCAAGAUCACAUGGUGAAUCGAGACCACCACGGCGUACAUCCAGAGAUAGAGGAGAUCGUGAUCGAAGACGGUCAGAUCGACGAACCGAUCGCACUGAUAGAGGAGAUAAUGAAAUUAAUGGAAAUGGAAAUUCAUAUAAUUCCAAUGUCGAUACAUUCGGAGUUGAAGAUGAAUAUUAA
Molecule: messenger RNA, 1395 nt
Organism: Didymodactylos carnosus
Lineage: Eukaryota; Metazoa; Rotifera; Eurotatoria; Philodinida; Philodinidae
Source: the annotation of a GenBank genome assembly